Molecule: messenger RNA, 1054 nt
Organism: Saprolegnia diclina VS20
Lineage: Eukaryota; Oomycota; Saprolegniomycetes; Saprolegniales; Saprolegniaceae
Exons: 1
Coding region: 14-1054 (346 amino acids)
Cellular component (GO): lysosome
Molecular function (GO): cysteine-type endopeptidase activity
Source: RefSeq, a predicted model, not a curated record
GCGCCUUGCCACGAUGAAGUCGAUUCCGUGCCUCCUCCUCGCCGCGUCGGCCGCACACGGCUUCAGUCUUGCUGGCCCCGAAAAGGCCGAGGUCAUGACCAAGCUCGCAGCAUGGAAGUCGAGCCGGGCCGGGAAGAACGCGGCGGUCAACGGCUUUCUUCCGCCCAAGCCGGCGCACGGCAAUGCCGAAGACGACGAGGUUGCUCGGUUUGCCACCACCCAAAAGAUUGUUGACGAGCUCAACAAGCAGCACAAGGGCGCAGUCUUUUCGACCGACAACCAGUUUGCACUUUUGACGGAAGCUGAAUUUGCGGCCUUUGUCAAAGGCGCGUUCACGCACGAGGCGCCGGUGCGCCAACUGCGCGCCGACGACAUUCAGCUGACGCUGACGCAAGCUCAACAAGAAGCCACGGCCAUUGACUGGACGACCAACAAGUGCAUGUCGGCCGUGCGCAACCAAGGCAGCUGUGGCUCAUGCUGGGCAUUCGCCGCUGUCGGCGCUGUCGAAGCUGCUCACUGCCUCGUGACUCAGUCGCUUUUUGACUUUUCCGAGCAGCAGCUCGUGAGCUGCGCGUCGAGUGCGGGCUACGGCUGCCAAGGCGGGUGGCCCAACAAGGCGCUGGAUUACAUUGCCCAGACCGGUCUCUGCACCGAGGCAGCUUUCCCGUACGCCUCGGGUAGCACCAGCCAGAACGGCGUGUGCAAAACGUGCACAAAGACCAAGGCGCGCGUGGGCAAGGCGGUCAACAUCAAAGGCGAGGGUGCGCUCCAAACUGCACUCGAUAAGCAGCCCGUGACGGUGGUCGUCGAGGCCGGCAACAACGUGUGGCGCAACUACAAGAGCGGCGUCGUGCAGAGCUGCCCGGGUGCGCAGUCGGACCACGCGGUGAUUGCUGUCGGCUACGGCUCCACGAACGGUGUGAACCACUUCAAGAUCAAGAACUCGUGGGGCACAAGCUGGGGUGAAGCGGGCUACAUCUACCUCAAGCGCGGCGUCGCUGGCAAGGGCAUGUGCAACGUGGCCGAAGCACCAACGUACCCAAAAAUGGCGUAG